Molecule: messenger RNA, 1737 nt
Organism: Diaporthe batatas
Lineage: Eukaryota; Fungi; Ascomycota; Sordariomycetes; Diaporthales; Diaporthaceae
Exons: 2
Coding region: 1-1737 (578 amino acids)
Molecular function (GO): oxidoreductase activity, acting on CH-OH group of donors; flavin adenine dinucleotide binding
Source: RefSeq, a predicted model, not a curated record
AUGCGAGCCUCACUCAAGACGUCGGCGUUGGCGGCGCUGCUGCUGCGAUGCGUCGAGGCUGCUCCUUUGGUCGGUAGGGGAGGGGACUGGACAACCGACUCUUACGAUUUCAUUGUCGUGGGAGCUGGACCAGCAGGCAUAAUUGUCGCCGACAGGUUGAGCGAGACGGGCGCAAAAACACUGCUCUUGGAGCAGGGAGGCCCGUCGUACGGUAUCACGGGUGGCAAGGAGAGGCCUGCUUGGUUGGACGGCACAAACAUGAGCCGUGUGGACGUGCCAGGAUUGUACAACACAAUCUUCGCAGGAUCCGAAACCCUCACUUGCGGUGACAGAGUCGCCGCCUAUGGCGGUUGCACAAUUGGUGGUUCAAGCGCCAUCAACGCCGGCCUUUACUUUCAGCCUCCAGCCUCAGACUGGGACAACUUCCACCCGGACGGUUGGAAGAGCGCCGACGUCGCCGCUGCCACCCAGAGGCUGUACGAGAGGCAGCCCUCCGUCGAGGUGACCACUCCAUCCAACGUGCAGUCGGGCUACGAGGCGGCCAGGAAGUGGCUUGUUGACGGGGCCGGCUACUCUGAGGUGGUCUUCAACGACGUGCCAGACCAGAAGCACGCCGUCUUUGGGCACACGUCCUACAAUUACAAGAACGGCCAGCGGGGCGGCCCAGCCACCACCUACCUGCAGUCUGCCCUGCAGCGUCCCAACUUUUCGCUGCAGAGCAACGUGACCGUCUCGCGAGCUGUGCGCACCGGGUCCAAGGCCACCGGCGUCUCCGCCGUGGUCGACGGUGUUGAGACCACCAUCCACCUGAGCCCCACCGGCCGCGUCGUCUUUAGUGGUGGCGCCGUCUUCAGCCCUGCUCUCCUGAUGCUCUCAGGAAUCGGACCCGAAGAUGUUCUUACCACCCUCUCCGAGGCGGGCGCCCUCGACCCAUCCCUGACCCCGUCGUCGUGGCUGAACAACAGCGACGUCGGUGCCGGCCUCUUCGACAACCCAAACACCUUUAUCGAGCUCACAGGGCCAUCCAUCGACUCGUACACUUACUCUUACAACUCUCCCGUCGAGGCCGACCGUGAGAUGUACCUCAAGGACCGCUCCGGACCAUACUCUUUCGCAGGCCAGACGUCCGCCUUCUGGACCUAUAUCAACCACACCGAUGGUACGCCGCCAACCGGCCUGCAGGGCACCAUCGGAACGGCCGGCUACUCCGACUUCACCAACGACAGCACCAUCACACUGAACAUCUACGGCACCUCAGGGCUCCUGUCCACCGGCAAGGUGGUCCUCAACCAGGACCCCAAGACGGGCAAGUUCAUCCCGGGAGGCGGAGAUGGAAACUUCUACAGCGACCCUGCAGGCCGUGACGCCGACGACAUCGCGCAGUUCAUCGCGGACCUGUUCGCGGCGCUGGACAAGAGCGACUCGGGCCUGGUGCCGCUCAACAUCCCCAAGGCGGCCACCAAGGAGGAGAUCAAGACCUACAUCACGACGUGGUCGGCCUACGCGAGGGGCAUGGUCAACCACUGGAGCUCCAGCUGCCGCAUCGGAAAGUGCGUGGACGCGCAGACGAGGGUGAUCGGCACCGAGAACAUCCACGUCGUUGACGCGAGCAUUGUCGCCCCGCUGACGGUCAACCCGCAGUUCGGCGUCAUGGUGGCCGCCGAGCGGGCGUCGGAGCUCAUCAAGGAGCUGGGCGACUCGACCGCUGUCGGGGUCAAGAUUGCGAUUAACCUAUAG